CCAACGUCGAAGCCAGAGCCAAAGGGGGGACAGCUACAAUACCUUUAAGCAUUGGACUUUGUCACGACAUCGCUUCGCUUUUUAAUCAACGACACCUUCCGUAACGUACCCUUUCCAACAAUAAACCGAUUCGUCCAAUUGCGCCAAGGACAUCAGUGCAGUAGCUGUCGCCAUCAUGAGAUUCCUGCUUCCUCUCCUGUCACUCAGCGCCGCUGCGAAUGCGCUGCACUUCUUCAUCGACGGCACAACCCCCAGAUGUUUCUACGAGGAGCUGCCCAAGGAUACACUUGUCGUUGGACAUUACACUGCUGAGGAGUGGGAUGACCGAGUAUCAGCUUGGGUAAAGCAUGAUGGUAUCAGCAUCUACAUCAACGUCGAUGAAAUCUUCGACAACGAUCACCGUGUCGUUUCUCAGCGCGGAUCUGCCUCUGGCCGCUUUACCUUCUCCGCCGCCGAUGCUGGCGACCACAAGAUCUGCUUCACCCCUUCGUCUAGCUCUGGCCGCACCUCGUGGCUCUCAGCCAAGAACCCCAAUGGUGGCAUCAAGUUGACUCUCGACUUGGUAAUUGGCGAGACCAACCAAAUCGAGAGUAGCGAUAAGGGAAAGAUCCAGGACAUCACAUCACGUGUCAAGGAUCUCAACGCUCGUCUUGCUGAUAUCCGAAGAGAACAAGUCUUCCAGCGUGAGCGAGAGGCCGAGUUCCGAGAUCAAUCCGAGUCGACAAAUGCCCGUGUCAUUCGAUGGAUCAUCAUCCAGCUCAUCGUGCUUGGCAUCACCUGCACCUGGCAGCUUUCGCAUCUUCGAUCAUUCUUUAUUAAGCAGAAGCUCACCUAGAGUGAUUGUUCGAGCAAUUUUUGUUUACGAGUUGAAUCUUAGACUUCGGUAGUCCAAGAACAGUCAACAUGUCGUUUAUUGGGUUGGGUGUUGAUGGAUUGCGUACCAGAAAAGGAUAAAAGAGAUCGUUGGGCAGUCAAGCUACGGCGGGGAGUUCAUCUUUCAGUGACGAUGGCCGUGUAAUGUUACAUAUACAUGAUGAUGUU
Molecule: messenger RNA, 1041 nt
Organism: Fusarium redolens
Lineage: Eukaryota; Fungi; Ascomycota; Sordariomycetes; Hypocreales; Nectriaceae
Product: emp24/gp25L/p24 family/GOLD-domain-containing protein
Exons: 3
Coding region: 176-835 (219 amino acids)
Biological process (GO): intracellular protein transport; Golgi organization; endoplasmic reticulum to Golgi vesicle-mediated transport
Cellular component (GO): endoplasmic reticulum; endoplasmic reticulum-Golgi intermediate compartment; Golgi apparatus
Source: RefSeq, a predicted model, not a curated record